Gavia stellata (red-throated loon) is the source of this 5838-nucleotide messenger RNA. RefSeq names its product trinucleotide repeat containing adaptor 6B (gene TNRC6B). Gene Ontology annotation, molecular function: nucleic acid binding. Lineage: Eukaryota; Metazoa; Chordata; Aves; Gaviiformes; Gaviidae. Gene Ontology annotation, cellular component: nucleoplasm; P-body. The transcript is spliced from 23 exons. The coding region runs from base 1 to 5538 and encodes 1845 amino acids. The record is from RefSeq and is a predicted model, not a curated record. Gene Ontology annotation, biological process: positive regulation of nuclear-transcribed mRNA poly(A) tail shortening; miRNA-mediated post-transcriptional gene silencing.
AUGGAACAUGAGGAUUUUGUAAUGGAGGGGCAUGGCAAGACUCCACCUCCUGGUGAAGAAAACAAACAAGAGAAGGAGCAAGAAAGGGAAGAACAGUUAAUGGAAGACAAGAAAAGGAAGAAAGAGGAUAAGAAAAAGAAGGAAUCUGCUCAGAAGGUCACAGAUCAAAAAACCAAAGUGCCCGAAGUGACGAAACCAAGUUUAAGCCAACCAGUGGCUGCCAGCCCAAUUGGCAACUCUCCAUCGCCACCAGUGAAUGGUGGCAACAAUGCCAAAAGGGUGGCAGUGCCGAACGGACAACCGCCAAGCGCCGCCCGCUACAUGCCUCGGGAGGUGCCGCCGCGAUUCCGUUGCCAGCAGGACCACAAAGUGUUACUGAAACGUGGGCAGCCCCCUCCUCCAUCCUGUAUGCUCCUUGGCGGUGGAGCAGGGCCUCCUCCCCCAACAGCACCAGGAGCAAACCCAAACAACGCACAACCAGUGACAGGCGCACUGCUGCAGGGCGACAGUGGGACUGCAACAGAUUCAGCAAUUGGAGGUGCUGCUGCUUCAAAUUAUGCAAAUUCCACUUGGGGUCCUGGAGCCUCCUCCAACAGCGGCACCAACGCCAACCCAACUCACAUCUGGGACAAGGUGAUUGUAGACGGGUCUGACAUGGAAGAGUGGCCUUGUAUUGCCAGCAAAGAUGCUGAGUCUUCUUCCGAAAACACCACCGAUAACAACAGUGCCUCGAACCCUGGCUUGGAGAAGAAUACUCUGCCAGGAAGCACCACUAGUAACAAAGGAAAAGGAAGCCAGUGCCAGUCUGGAAGCGCUGGAAACGAAUGUAAUCUUGGGGCUUGGAAAUCUGAUCCCAAGGCUAAAUCUGUUCAAUCUUCCAACCCUGCUGCCGAGAGUAACAACGGACUAGGUAAUUGGAGGAACUUGAGUGGACAAGAUAGAAUCAGUCCCAGUUCUGGCUUCAGCAACUUUAACCCAAAUAGCAACCCAUCUGCUUGGCCGGCACUGGUUCAAGAGGGCAGUUCUAGGAAGGGGACUUUGGAAUCUGAUAGUGGUAGCUCCAAUGCACAGAUUAGCACAGUAGGUCAGACCUCUAGGGAACAGCAGUCAAAGAUGGAAAAUGCGGGUGUUAACUUUGUCUCUGGCAGAGAACAGGCUCAAAUUCAUAACACUGAUGGACCAAAAAAUGGAAACACUAACUCCUUGAACUUAAGUUCACCAAACCCUAUGGAGAAUAAGGGAAUGCCCUUUGAAAUGGGCUUGGGGAACCCUUCCAGGAGCACUGACACCCCUUCACAAAGCACUGGAGAAAGAAAGACUGGGAGUGUUGGAUCUUGGGGUACAGCUAGAGGGUCUUCUGGAACUGACACAGUCUCUGGACAGAGCAAUUCUGGAAACCAUGGGAACAAUGGAAAGGAUAGAGAGGACUCCUGGAAAGGAGCUUCUGUUCAAAAACCUAAUGGGUCAAGAAGUGAUUCUUGGGAUAACAAUAACCGGUCUACGGGUGGUGGGUCUUGGAACUUUGGCCCUCAGCAUGCAAAUGAAAGCAAAUGGGGUGAAGGGAACAAAUUAACGUCUGGGGUCUCUCAGGGAGAAUGGAAACAGCUGUCUGGGUCUGAUGAACUGAAGAUUGGAGAAUGGAGUGGUCCAAACCAACCAAAUUCUAGCACUGGAGCAUGGGACAAUCAAAAAGGCCACCCUCUUCCUGAAAACCAAGGCAAUUCCCAGGCUCCCUGUUGGGGAAGAUCUUCCAGCUCUGCGGGAAGUGAGGUUGGAGGUCAAAGCACUGGAAGCAACCACAAAGCAGGAAGUAGUGACAGUCACAAUUCUGGACGCCGGUCAUACAGGCCUACGCAUCCUGAUUGCCAGGCAGUCUUGCAGACUUUGCUGAGCAGGACUGAUUUGGACCCCCGAGUGCUUUCAAACACCGGCUGGGGUCAAACUCAAAUUAAGCAAGAUACCGUGUGGGAUAUUGAAGAGAUGCCGCGGCCUGAGGGGAAGUCUGAUAAAGGAACUGAGGGGUGGGAGAGCUCUGCCACACAGACAAAGAACUCAGGGGGCUGGGGUGAUGUACCCAGCCAAAGCAAUCAAAUCAAGUCUGGAUGGGGUGAGCUCUCAACCCCAACGGAGUGGAAGGACCCCAAAAAUACUGGAGGAUGGAAUGACUAUAAGAACCCCAAUUCUUCUAAUUGGGGAGGAGGGAGACCAGAAGAAAAAUCAUCUUCCUCUUGGAAUGAUAGCUCUAGUAAGGAUCAGGGGUGGGGUGGACGGCAGCCUAAUCAAGGAUGGUCUUCUGGAAAGAACGGUUGGGGAGAGGAAGCUGACCAAACAAAAAACAGCAACUGGGAAAGUACAGGAAACAAGCCAGUGUCUGGUUGGGGUGAAGGUGGGCAAAAUGAGAUUGGAACUUGGGGUAAUGGUGCAAAUACAAGCGCUGCUUCAAAGGGUGGAUGGGAUGAUUGUAAAAGAACUUCAACAUGGAAUGAGACGGGUCGACAGCCCAACUCCUGGAACAAGCAGCAGCAGCACCAGCAGCAACAGCAGGAGACUUCUGGUUCCUGGGGUCCACCGCCCCAAACUCCAAGUAAUGGGCGACCUCCAAACCCAAACUGGAACAGCGGACCACAGCCAGCUGCCCCUAAAGAGGAGGAGCCUAGUGGCUGGGAAGAACCUUCUCCACAGUCAAUCAGUCGAAAAAUGGAUAUUGAUGAUGGCACUUCAGCAUGGGGAGAUCCUAGCAGUUAUAACUACAAGAAUGUGAACCUGUGGGACAAGAACUCACAAGGAGGACAGGCCCCACGGGAGCAGAGCCUGCCUACUCCAAUGACUAGCAAAUCACAAGCAUCAGUCUGGAGCAAAAGCACUCCGCCUGCUCCAGAUAAUGGUACGUCCGCCUGGGGUGAGCCAAAUGAAACCAGUCCUGGGUGGGGUGAAGUAGAUGAUACAGGAGCAUCGACAACAGGCUGGGGGAAUGCACCUUCCAACACCCCGAAUGCCAUGAAAUCUAGUUCUAAAUCUAUGCAAGAUGGCUGGGGAGAGAGUGAUGGGCCAGUGACAGGAACACGUCAUUCCAGCUGGGAAGAGGAGGAGGAGGGAGGAGUCUGGAACACCGCAGGCUCUCAGGGAAGCAGUUCCUCCCACAACUCAACAAGCUGGGGGCAAGGAGGAAAGAAAACACAAAUGAAGUGCGCAUUAAAAGGAGGAAAUAGUGAUUCGUGGAUGAACCCUUUAUCCAAACAGUUUUCAAAUAUGGGCUUGCUAAGUCAAACUGAGGACAUUCCAGGCAGUAAGAUGGACUUGUCUGUAGGUGGUCUCCCAGAUAAGAAGUUCGAGGUAGAUAAACGAGCCAUGAAUCUCGGGGAUUUUAAUGACAUGAUGAGAAAGGAUCGAUCUGGGUUCCGUCCAUCUAAUUCCAAAGACAUGGGAACCACAGAUAGUGGGCCUUAUUUUGAGAAGCUGACUUUGCCUUUCUCCAAUCAAGAUGGGUGCCUUGGGGAUGAGGCUCCCUGCUCUCCCUUCUCCCCUUCUCCCAGCUACAAGCUGUCUCCCUCUGGUUCCACACUAUCCAACGUCGGCCUUGGGGCAAUCGGCUCAGGGCUCAGUCCCCAAAACUUCGCUGCUAGACAAGGUGGCAAUCAUGGUUUGUUUGGAAACAGCACAGCACAAUCGAGGGGCGUGCACACACCAGUGCAGCCACUAAAUCCUUCCCCUAAUAUCCGGGCGCAAGUGCCUCCCCAAUUUCUUUCUCCCCAGGUUUCGGCCUCCAUGCUCAAACAGUUUCCCAACAGUGGCUUGAAUCCUGGUCUUUUCAAUAUGGGCCCCCAGCUUUCUCCACAACAGAUUGCCAUGCUGAGCCAGCUUCCACAGAUUCCCCAGUUUCAAUUAGCAUGUCAGCUCCUCCUUCAGCAGCAGCAGCAGCAGCAGCUGUUACAGAGCCAGAGGAAGUUAUCUCAAGCUGUGCGACAACAGCAGGAGCAACAGAUUGCUCGUAUGGUGAGUGCCCUCCAGCAGCAGCAGCAGAGGCAGCCUGGCAUGAAGCAUUCACCAUCCCACCCUGUUGGGCCUAAGCCACAUUUAGAUACCAUGGUACCCAAUCCUUUGAAUGUGGGACUCUCAGAUUUACAGACCAAAGGGCAAAUACCUGGAUACAGUUCAGGCUUUGGCUCAAGUGGCAUGGAUUAUGGCAUGGUGGGAGGGAAAGAGGCUGGAACAGAAUCCCGCUUCAAGCAGUGGACUAUGAUGGAAGGGCUGCCCUCUGUGGCUUCACAAGAUGCCAAUAUGCACAAAAAUGGUGCAAUAGUGCCCCCUGGAAAGGCUCGCGGAGGAUCGCCCUACAACCAGUUUGACAUAAUUCAGGGCGACCCACUAGGUGGCCAUGCAGGCCCUGCUGGUGAUAGUUGGUUACCUGCCAAAUCUCCACCAACGAACAAGAUUGGAAGCAAAUCCAGCAACGCCAGCUGGCCUCCAGAGUUCCAACCAGGAGUGCCAUGGAAAGGUAUUCAAAACAUUGACCCUGAAUCUGACCCCUAUGUGACCCCUGGAAGUGUGCUGGGGGGGACAGCCACAUCUCCCAUUGUAGAUACUGACCACCAACUUCUGCGGGACAACACCACAGGGUCUAAUUCUUCCCUCAACACCUCGCUGCCUUCACCUGGUGCCUGGCCUUACAGUGCCUCUGACAAUUCCUUCACCAACGUUCAUAGCACUUCAGCAAAAUUCAGUGAUUACAAAUCAACGUGGUCCCCAGAUCCCAUAGGACACAAUCCCACUCAUCUCUCCAACAAGAUGUGGAAAAACCAUAUUUCCUCAAGGAACACUACAGGGCUGCCCCGCCCACCUCCUGGCCUGACCAACCCCAAACCAUCAUCUCCAUGGAACAGCACAGCAUCCCGAUCGGUCAGGGGCUGGGGGGCACAGGACUCAAGGCUUGCCUCUGCAUCUGCUUGGAGUGAUGGUGGCUCAGUUCGUCCUAGCUACUGGCUGGUUCUUCACAAUCUCACUCCACAGAUCGAUGGGUCAACCUUGAGGACGAUCUGCAUGCAGCAUGGCCCACUGCUGACAUUCCAUCUGAACCUGACCCAGGGCACUGCCCUUAUCCGAUAUAACACCAAACAGGAAGCGGCCAAGGCCCAGACUGCACUGCACAUGUGUGUGUUGGGAAACACUACCAUCCUGGCUGAGUUUGCCACAGAUGAAGAGGUUAGUCGCUUUCUGGCACAAGCUCAGCCCCCUACACCUGCAGCAACCCCAAGUGCACCCACGGCAGGCUGGCAAUCCCUGGAGACAGGACAGAACCAGACAGAUCCAGUUGGACCUGCUUUGAAUCUCUUUGGUGGGUCAACAGGGCUUGGGCAGUGGAGCAGUGGUGGCAGCGGCGGCAGCAGUGGGGGUGAUCUCACUGGCGCUUCGUUGUGGGGGCCCCCAAACUAUUCUUCAAGCUUGUGGGGGGUCCCAAGCGUAGAGGAUCCACACCGAAUGGGCAGCCCUGCUCCCUUACUACCUGGAGACCUUCUGGGAGGAGGGUCGGAUUCAAUCUGAACUUAGAACUUUCAACUCUGACCUCGUGACCUUUUUUGGAACAGCAGCAGCACUAACUUGAUCUUUUUGUUUUUUUCAACUUGCAAUAAAUACAUUUAUAAAAGGAAAAAAGAAAAUGGAGAGAGAAAAAAAGGUGGGUCAUUGACAGACUGUCUGAGCACAUAGUUGCCUCCCUUAUAUAACUUCAGUUUUUUCGUUUGGAAUAUGAAUCCAAAAAGAGAACAUAUCACUCUUGAAAUACUUGAAUCAUGAACGCCAACUUAGAAAGACAAUGUGAAGCAAGUACACAUACCAUUUAAA